Messenger RNA from Oryzias melastigma (Indian medaka), 3272 nucleotides. RefSeq names its product spartin. The record is from RefSeq and is a predicted model, not a curated record. The transcript has 7 exons. The coding region runs from base 1007 to 2917 and encodes 636 amino acids. NCBI's taxonomy places the organism in Eukaryota, Metazoa, Chordata, Actinopteri, Beloniformes, Adrianichthyidae. Gene Ontology annotation, biological process: cell division; negative regulation of BMP signaling pathway. Gene Ontology annotation, cellular component: plasma membrane.
CACUAAAGCUUAAAGAAACAAUUUGCAUAAAUUGUGUAAUAAACAAAUUUUCCUACAAUAAUGGACAAAUAAAUGUUUCAGGGUAGCCAAAAGUUCACAUUAGAAAAAAAAUCGCGUUUGCAAGACUAAUGCACUGGAGAUUCUGCUUUCAAGGAACGUUAUUUUAUUUUGAAAGUUUUCAAAGCGGAAGCAACUUCCUUUUCUGACGUAACAUUCAAAUCCACGGUCCUCUGAUUCGGAAGUGUUCGUCAAUUCCCGGAACAGGUGUUUAGUUCAACACGAAAAAGUACAAAAAAUUUUUUUAAAGAAAGUAAAGGCUUUAAAAGAUGGAUAAGUAAACUUUAAAAACUUAGCAUUUGUUUAUAUAUUUUUAAUACUUUAUAAAUUAUCGUCUUAUGUAAGAAUUAUACUACUGAGAUCAGGAAUACAAACAUAUCUUUCUUUAUUAAAGUAAAUAUUUUUAUCAAUUUAGCCAAAAUACAUUAAAAAAAAAAACUUGCAACUAAAUUUUUUUAUUUACUUAUUAAAACUGCAAUUGGUUAAGACGUCAGGCAGCAUCCAGAAGGAUCUAGAAGUACAAGAAAAACCUGAUAUGUUCUUAGUUUUUCAUACAUAGACCUGGUGCUUCAAAGACCAAUGACAUAACCAGGAAGUUUGUCACAGCGGCUUCAGUUAUGCUGCCUGACUUCAUAGAGUUAACACUGUACUGACUUUUGUGGUCUACUUUGAAAAAAACAAUAACUUUUAGUCUCUUCUAAAUAGGUGAGCUCUUCUCAUUUUCUCAUUUUGUUAUUUUAAAUGAAUAGUGUGCUGAUUAACUUAACAUUUUUGUUUAAUUGAAAGAUUUCUAUGUGUGCUUUCUAGGAAAAGAUAAAAUCAUCGUUUAAUCAAAUUACUAGUUAUCUUUUUAACUCUUUUGAUUUUGAAUCUGUCAGUGACCCUUUUUGUGGAAACUAUUUAAGUGUUUUUUCUUGAUUUCUUGUCUCCAAACCUUUUUCUCUUCAGUAUGGCAGAACCUGCUGAGCUUCUCCUCAUCAGGGGCCAGUAUGAGUUGGCCUUACAAGCGCUCAGUUGCGGUCUGGCUGCCGAAGACUCCAACCAAAGACCAGAGGCCUUGGAUUACUUCAGGAAGGGCCACUUGCAUCUAAUUCAGGGACUGGAGAUUCCUACUGGUGGGGAGAGCCACCUGGGAGCGGCAUGGGACACAGCCAGAGAGCUUCAGCACAAAAUGAGGGACACUUUGAGGAUUGUGAAGGACCACCUUUCUGCUCUGGAAAACUCCCGAUCAACAUCAGAAGACCAGAGGAGCUCACAGAUGAACGUCUAUCCUGACCUGGCAGCCACCAGUUGGCCCUCUCAGAGCUCUGUCCACCAUCUGUACCCGUCUAUACCUGCUACCACUCAGAGCACAACCCCAGCCCCCCUCACAACGCCUCUUUCUCCUGCUACUGAACAGACGGGCACACUCCCCGCAGCAGCUGUGAGAACUGAAUCCAUGGAUGACCCCGCGGACCAGCCUCCUGCAUACACCCCAAAGCCCACAGACGGCCACUGCAGCCUGGGUUAUGGUCCCGCUGGACCCGUCCAGUCUGUCAACCAGAAUGGAAAAGGAGCACCAGCAGCUGGAGAUGAACACGAGCUGCUGUGCAUUUCAUCCGGGGUGCAGCUUUUUUUUGUGGAUCCCAGCGGGGAGGUCAGCUCUCUGUUGUGCCCCGGUUACCUUCGCAUCAUCACCUUUGAAAGUCAACACAAAGACUCGGCUUCUGGAAAGCCGUCCUCCUUUCUACAUGUGUGUGACCGGAUGUACCCGCUGACGACAGACACUCCGGUGCUGCUGGCAAACUCCGGGAUCUUCAUGUUUCCUGACACGAUGGCUGAGGUACCGGGGGCCUACGUAGGCAUAGUGCUGUCCUCUGAACUGCCUGCUGCCGACCAUGAGAUCUUCCAGGACCUCCUAUCGCAGCUUGCCGAUCUCAAAGUUCAGGAUCCAGAGGAAACUGGAGUGGAUAUCAUCAAUCUGAGUACAAAAGUGCCCAUUGAUCCCCUCAGCAAACAGACACGGCUGACGGUGUCGGCAGAUGAGGAGGAAAAACUGCAGCUUCCAGGAUGGAGUGAGAAGAUGGCCCAAGGGAUUUUGUCAGGAGCCUCACGAUUAAGUCAGUCACUGACAAAAGGCGCAGAGGCCACUGGAAGUUUAAUCCACAAAGGAGCAGCCAAGAUUCGAGACCGCAUCACACCUGAGGAAACUCCAUCAGAGGUCAGCCCUCAAGUUGCUAAACGUUUGCAGGCUGCAAAGCAAGCCACUGGUGGUGCCGUUCGAGUCAGUCAGUUCUUAGUGAAUGGAUUAAGUAACCUUGCAGAGCAUGUAGCAGAUAAGGUGUCACCUCAUGUGAAAAAACACGGAUCUAAGUUGGUGCCAGAAUCUCUGAAGAAGAGUCAAGAUGGUCGCGCUUCCAACUGGGAUGGUACUAAAUUUGUAGCAGCCAGCGGCCUUCAUGGUUUUUCCACUGUUUGGACGAGUCUGGAAAAUGGAGCGAAGAAAGUUUGCAAAGGUGUUGCAACCGAGACUGUCACAACAGUGAAAUACAAGUAUGGUCACAAUACAGGCCACGCCACAGACACCGCUCUCCAAUCAGUGGCAAAUAUUGGUAUGACUGCUUACAACAUUGAUAAUUUGGGCCUAAAGGCGUUCUUGUCCAGCGUGAGCGAGAAAUCCGCCAAUACGGUGCUCAACGUCAAAGACAUACAGCCAGUGGAAACGGAGGAGAAAGGGAUGCUGAAAGCUGAACUCCGCGGACAAAAGGAGAUGGAGAGAAGGGAACAAUGUGCCAAAGGGAAGGAUAUGGAGAAACAGACGAGUCAAACAGAACCAGAUCCAAAGAAUUUGCAGAGCAAAAACAAGGAGGAAAAGAAGUAAUUUCCAAAAAAGGAAUAUGUAAUCAAAUAUCUUAUCGAUGAACCUACCUAUUCUUUAAAAAAUUUAUUAUUUAAAUUCUAAGUUAUUCUAUAACCUCCUAGUUGUCUUUUAUUUUCUGUUAUAAAUUCCUACCAAACUGUGUGAUUUCGGUGUGGACUCUUUUAUUUUGCGUGUGUAGCAUCAGCUUAAAAGCUGUGUAAUUACACUUAAGCCCUCAUUUUGGGCAUGUGAGCACUGUGUUGAAAAUUUGAUUGGUACUGUACAUAUUGUAUGAUGUGUAUUUGGUACUCAAGCACAUUUUGUGAUGAAGUUUUAAAUUGAAAUCUUCAAAUAAAGGAAAUUCUGAGAAGUUUUA